Ectocarpus siliculosus is the source of this 501-nucleotide messenger RNA. The record is from the annotation of a GenBank genome assembly. NCBI's taxonomy places the organism in Eukaryota, Phaeophyceae, Ectocarpales, Ectocarpaceae.
AUGGCGUCCCACCAGGGGAUGCGCGCUCAGAUCGAGGGGCACUGGCGCAAUUUCGACUCCCUUGCGGAAAUGCAGAGUGGAGGAAACGAAGCUAUCAUCCGGGCUAUCGACGUCUUCGAAGGCGCUCGCGGAGCCUUCAUCGCGGAGCAGGAGGCACGGGGGGGCGGGGCGGGAGCAGCAGCACCAAGCAUGUUCGGCGCGCAUCAAUGGGAAGGGGGCUGGGCAUCGGGAGGAGGAGGAGGAGCAGGGGCAGCAGCCGACGACGGGGGGGCGGCGGCACGCCGUGCGUACGUGAGGGCGGAGGAAGGCUUGGCGCUGGCUCGAGAGCAGCUUGCUCGAAACGAGGAGACUCUGCAGCAGAUGGCGGAGGAGGUCGAGCGUGCGAGGGCUUGCAUACAAGGCAGCCCCACGCCCCCGACCAGUGCGAUACCCCUCCGACACUAUCAUGCGAUGCCGAGUACUACACAGCGGCCUUGUUGGCUACGGUGGAGUUUACAGUAG